Stylonychia lemnae is the source of this 2382-nucleotide messenger RNA. NCBI's taxonomy places the organism in Eukaryota, Ciliophora, Spirotrichea, Sporadotrichida, Oxytrichidae. The record is from the annotation of a GenBank genome assembly.
AUGAAUUUUAAGCAAUUUGAGGACGAAGAUAACUAUUAUGAUGAUGACUUCGACAAUGAAUUUGAUACAUCAAAGAAAAACAACAAUAAUAAAAACUCAAAUUUAAAUGGUUCAUUGAAGAAGAGCUAAGUUAAGCAAAAUGAUUGGGCCGCUUAAAAUGAUAACAGAAAUUCUCUGCCAAUAAUUGAAACAAAAAAGCCAGUUGCAAAGAUAGAUACUCAACCUAAAGGAGUAUACUCAAAGAUAGAGCCACUUCAAGGUUUGAAUUCAACCACAAAUUAAUAGCAAUAGUAAAAGCCUAAAUAGGACGGUUAUUAACCUACAAUCAUUGGAGCUUAAAAAAGUUUUAGAGCUAGCAACAUUGAAUCUUCAAAUAAUAAUAGCAAUAACAAUCUUGGGGGUAACAUUCUAGGUUCUAAACCACAAAUAAAAUCAAAAUCAAUAGUGAAACCAUCAGAAAAUGACUAUGCUUAAAAAGGAGAAUUAAACGGAACCUCCAAAUAAAUAAAUUUAACUAAUAUGAAUAGCUAACCUAAUUUAAAAGCAAAUAAUCAAAUAGCAACUAACUUAUAGCAAGACUCAAAGAAUAAUAAUAUAAAUGGAAGCAAUAAUCUCAAGCCAAAUCAAAAUAAUGCCCAUGCCAGAAAUAAUAACUCUGUCAGUUUGAGUAAUAACAAUUUGACUACUAAUAAUAAUAGCAACAAUAAUUAGAAAUCUCUGAUGUUUGAUAACUAGAGGUAGUAGCAAAACUCAAUGCUUCAUAUUGGAAAAUCUUAACAAAUAGAAUCAUAACCUAAAACCUUAACCAAGGGUAUGAAAAAUGUUAGUUCUACUCCUAAUCUUCAAUCCUCAAGCAAAAGAUAUCAACAGACAAUUAUCGAUGCAAAGUAGUAUUUAGCAGCUGCUUAGAACGUUUCUCCUAACUUUAUAUAAAGAAACAUAGAAAAGUACGACAAAGGAGAGUAAUCUGAAUUUCAAAUACUUCUUGAUUUUAUUGAGAGAACAAGAACUAAGAUUGUUGAAUAUAGCGAAUAAAGCAAGAGAAAUGACAUGGGUACUAAGAGUAUAGAAAUAGAUGAUAGCAUAAAAUAUACUCUUAAUUACGAUGAGAAUAUGUUUCUAACUACUGGAAUCAAAGAGUUAAAAGAGAGAAUCGAUGAAUUGUUUACUAAAUACGAUCCUAAGGAGUAAUGCAAGACAAGAGACAGAGAGAUAGAGAAUGCAGAUAAAUAACUGAAAGCACUUGUAUAAGAAUAUGAAAAAGUUUAUAAUCGAGUUGAAUAAGUCAGAAAUCCAACUUACCUUGGUGACUUGCAUGAAAAUUUACAAGAUCUAGAUGAUUAAGCUAAGACCUUAGAAAAGGAAAACAAAUAUAAACUAAUAUCUUAGUAAAAAAGAGAGAGUACUAUUGAGAAGAUUAUUUAGGAUGGUGGUCCUAAAAUUAUCUACAGAAUAAAAGAGCUUUAAGAUAAACUAGCUUCAGUAAAAGAGGGCAUCAAAAGAGAAACUACAAGAAAGAAGAGAUAUGCCGAGUUAAUGAAUAAUCUCACUGAUUAAGAGUAUCAACUAAAAGACUCAGAGGAGAAGUGCUUAAUGAUAGCAAAGAAAAAUAACAUAAAAUUUCAUGAUAUUGAAGAUCUCACUCCCAGUUUAAAGAAAGAAUUGGAAUCAGCUAAAAUAAGAAAGUAGGAGUUUGAUGAUAUGGACAAGUAAAUUAAACAUACCAAAUUAGAGACUAACUUAACAUAAAAGAAAGCUGAAAUGUAAGAGCAAUAGAAUAAAAAAAGGCUAAAAGAACUUAAAAAGAAAUAUCUUGAACUUAAGGCUGCGAUGGCUGAGGCAAGUUAACAAGUUUCAUAAAAGAACUUAGAGAUAAAUGAGCUCUAAGAAAAAAUGAAUAGAAACUACAAAUCCAAGGGUGACCUAUUUUUGGAUACUGAUGAGUCAGGCUACAAGCAAAAUACCUAAAAGAAAGUCUAAUAGCCCAGAGGAAUAAAUUAUGAUGCUGUUUAAAGAGCUAUUGAGGAAAUGAAUUAGAAAGAAACUGCAGCUGCAUUGGUGAUUCAAAGUAACUUUAGAAUGAGAAUAGCUUAAAAAGAAUUUUUGAAACGUUUAGAGAUUAAGAAACAACAAGAAUUGUAGUUAAGGCAAAUCCAGGAGAGGAGAAGAUAAGAGGAAAUGCAAAAAUAGAGACAGUAGAAAUAAGGAGCAAAUGCAUAAAUAGGAUUGGACAAUAAUAAUCAAUAGUAAUAAUAGCCAAAGAGAAUGGCGGCUGAUUAGUCCAUCGGAGGUGGAACAAAUGACAGUACAGGCAAUAAUCAACAGACUCAAAUGCAAAAAAUUGCCUCAAGACCUAAUCUUAUGCCAAAGAAAAGAUAAUGA